Molecule: messenger RNA, 1209 nt
Organism: Pocillopora verrucosa
Lineage: Eukaryota; Metazoa; Cnidaria; Anthozoa; Scleractinia; Pocilloporidae
Product: alpha-crystallin B chain
Biological process (GO): protein refolding; response to heat
Cellular component (GO): nucleus; cytoplasm
Source: RefSeq, a predicted model, not a curated record
AGAAGACUUCAGAGAUCCUACAAGAAAGAAGUAACUACAAGCUACAGGAAGCAAAAGAAGAAUUUUAUCAGAGGAAAAAUAUGGCUCUCGUUUUCAGAUUUCCAACCUAUCAUCCGUGCAAUUAUUACAACCGAGUGCCUGCAGGGUUCGACUUUUUCCACCAUCUGUGGAGGGAGAUCGCAUCGGCACAUGAACAAGAAGUCGGCAACCCUUACUGCCGUGAAAGACAGCAACAGUCUCACAAGGGAGCAGUGAAGAUCGCUUCUGUCCCGUUGAACCAGUUCAAACCUGAAGACAUCACAUUGGAAGUUGAUAGCGACAAGGUGACCUUACAUGGGCAGCAUCGCUCAGAGAGAGAAGAUGGAUUUGACACAAGCGAGUUCAAGAGAGUCUUUAAACUACCACAAGAUAUCGAUCCGACCACCGUAACGUCACGUACUACUCAAGAUGGCGGCGCCCUCGUUAUUGAGGGCUCCAAACUGGUGGAAGAGAAGGAGGACGACGGAAAAUUUGAAAUCAAGUUGGAUGUCAGCGGCUUUAAGCCAGAGGAGAUCAAGGUACAGAUCCGUGGAAAUGAGUUAAGUGUCAGUGGAAAACACAAAUCCGAAGACGGCGAGGUUUACCGGUCACGUGAUUAUAGUCGCCGCAUUGUGCUGCCUGAUGACGUAGUUCUUGGUUCAGUGUCGUCGCGAUUGUCAAAGGAAGGCCUGCUGACGAUUGAAGCAUCACGUGACCCCGCUUUGUUGCCAAGCGAGAGAGCCGUAAACAUUACCACGGAGACAGAUGAACCAGAGGACGAACCAAAACCCUCCACCAGCGGUGAAACAGCAGAAACUGAAGAGUAAUUCGAUCACUUAAGAACGAGAAGACCAAAAUGUACCAAUCGUAUUUGAUAAAUUUCAGUACAGCUAAUUCUUUCAUGUAAGGAAAACUAAGCCUUUAACUAGCACUAAAAUAGCAAAAACUUAAAAAGCGCGUAUUUGAUGUAUGGCAAAAGUAGCAACGUAAUAGAUGAGAGGUGUGAAGACCUUCAAUUUCUCUGUUGAAUGAAAAAUAUAGUCAAAACCAACAGUUAUGUUAUGAUUAAGUUUUCAACUAGAAUGUUUAUGAUUGUAAUUGAAUUGAAGAAAAAACUUUCAUAUUCAAAUAUUAAUGUAUUAUUUUUGAAAUUUUUACCGGGAGUAAUAGACUCUGAGCUUAUAUUUUUUU